Molecule: messenger RNA, 1359 nt
Organism: Candidozyma auris
Lineage: Eukaryota; Fungi; Ascomycota; Pichiomycetes; Serinales; Metschnikowiaceae
Gene: HOS2
Product: histone deacetylase HOS2
Exons: 1
Coding region: 1-1359 (452 amino acids)
Molecular function (GO): histone deacetylase activity
Source: RefSeq, a predicted model, not a curated record
AUGGCGGCAUCUGAAACGUUCAAGACGGAUGAAAAGACACAGGAACAUGCGCCGGUAUACUUUCCACAGGCACAGCUGGGUCUUCGAAAUGUGUCAUACCACUACAACCCAGAAACGUCUCGAUACCACUAUGGUCCCCAUCAUCCAAUGAAACCUUUCAGGUUGAUGCUUACAGAUCAUUUGGUUAUUCUGUACAAGUUGUACGAGAGAAUGGACCUAUAUGAACCGAGAAAAGCUACUAGAGAAGAGCUUCUACAGUUCCAUUCAGAGGACUAUGUGGACUUCUUGCAAACAAUAACUCCUGAGCUUACAACCAAAUGGGGGGAAGAAAAGCUAGCCAAAUUCAAUAUUGGCGACGACUGCCCUAUAUUUGACGGUAUGUACGACUACCUGGGUUUGUACGCUGGCGCUUCUCUAGAUGCGCUGAGAAAACUAAUUAGCGGCAUGAGUGAUAUAGCUAUAAACUGGUCGGGAGGUCUACAUCACGCCAAGAAGUUUGAGCCUAGCGGCUUCUGCUACAUAAAUGAUAUUGUGCUUGCAAUUCUCAACCUACUACGGGUUCAUCCUAGAGUCAUGUACAUUGAUAUCGAUUUGCAUCAUGGAGACGGUGUCCAAGAAGCCUUCAACACAACCGAUAGGGUCAUGACAGUUUCUUUCCACAAGUUCAACGGAGAAUUUUUUCCUGGUACCGGAUCUAUAGACGAAAGAGGUAUAGGUAAAGGAAAGAAUUAUGCUGUCAAUGUGCCAUUAAAAGACGGUAUAGAUGAUCACUCUUACAUUCACCUAUUCAAGCUGAUCAUGGAACCUCUCAUCACCAAGUUCCAGCCAACUGUUAUCGUUCAACAGUGUGGUGCUGACUCUCUUGGCUACGACCGGUUGGGGUGCUUCAACUUAAACAUACGCGCUCAUGGCCAAUGUGUGAAGUUUAUAAAAUCAUUUGGUAUUCCGAUGCUUGUCGUCGGCGGUGGCGGAUACACGCCUAGAAAUGUUUCAAGGCUUUGGUGCUAUGAAACAUCCGUGUUAAAUGAUGUCACUCUUGACUCAAAGAUUCCACAAAAGAUACCAACGUAUGAUUGGUUUGGCCCGGACUAUUCCCUCCAUCCUCAGCUUGAUGGACGUUUGGAUAACAAAAACUCGAAGAAGUACCUCGAAUGUGUGAAGACUGACAUUCUUGAGCAGCUUCGAUAUCUCAACUACGCUCCUUCAGUGCAGAUGCAAGAAAUUCCCCCUGACAUCACUGGUCUUACGGAAGAAGAGGAAGAGAUAAUAAAAGAACUAAAUGAAGAGAAAGAAGACGAAGAGACUAGAAUGAUGCGAGACAUAAAGGAUGAAGCACGGCUGGGAGAGGUGUUAGCAUGA